CGGGGCUUCCACACGCCUGCUAGGACCUUGCCGGGCUGUGCGUCACGUCCGGAAGAGACGAUGGCGGUGGUGCGGACCAGGGGCUGAGCGGAGCGAAACGGCAUGGAGGGCGGGCGGGCGCCCGCCUGCACCACGCAGGUCAGCUUCGUGUGCCAGCGCUGCAGCCAGCCUCUGAAGCUCGAUACCUCCUUCAAGAUCCUCGACCGGCUCACCAUCCAGGAGCUCACCGCGCCGCUGCUGACCGCUGCGCCUGCCCGGCCCGGGGAUGCGCAGGAGGAGAGCGCCCUGAGCGAGGAGGCCUUCGCGGAGGGUCGGCAGGACGGCGUCUCCAGGAGGUUCAUCCCGCCAGCCAGAAUGAUGUCAACAGAAAGCGCCAACAGCUUCACGCUGAUUGGAGAGGCAUCAGAUGGAGGCACGAUGGAAAACCUCAGCAGAAGACUGAAGGUUACCGGUGAUCUCUUUGAUAUCAUGUCUGGGCAGACGGAUGUGGAUCACCCCCUGUGUGAGGAGUGCACAGAUACUCUGCUAGACCAGCUAGACACACAGCUUAAUAUCACAGAGAAUGAAUGCCAGAACUACAAGAGAUGUCUGGAGAUACUGGAAAAAAUGAACGAGGAUGAUAAGGAGAAACUGCAGACAGAACUGAAAGAACUUGCACUGGAAGAAGAGCAACUGAUUCAGGAGCUAGAAGAUGUUGAGAAGAACCGCAAGGUUGUGGCUGAAGACUUUGAAAGAGUCAGGGCAGAGGCGGAGCGACUGGAGCAGGAAGAAGCUCAGUAUCAGAAAGAAUACUGUGAAUUUAAGAGACAACAACUGGAGCUAGAUGAUGAGCUGAAAAGUGUGGAGAACCAAAUGCGUUAUGCUCAGAUGCAACUGGAUAAAUUAAAGAAAACUAAUGUGUUCAAUGCAACUUUCCACAUCUGGCACAGUGGUCAGUUUGGCACAAUAAAUAACUUCAGACUUGGCCGUCUCCCCAGUGUUCCUGUAGAAUGGAAUGAGAUCAAUGCAGCCUGGGGGCAGACUGUGCUGUUACUGCAUGCCCUUGCUAACAAAAUGGGCCUGAAGUUUCAAAGAUACCGCCUUGUACCGUAUGGCAACCACUCGUAUUUAGAGUCCCUCACAGACAAAUCGAAGGAGCUACCCUUGUAUUGUUCUGGAGGCCUAAGGUUCUUUUGGGACAAUAAAUUUGACCAUGCGAUGGUGGCUUUCUUGGACUGUGUGCAGCAGUUUAAAGAGGAAGUGGAAAAAGGUGAAACUCGGUUUUGUUUGCCUUAUAGGAUGGACGUGGAGAAAGGAAAGAUUGAAGAUACAGGUGGCAGCGGUGGUUCUUACUCUAUUAAAACACAAUUUAACUCUGAGGAGCAAUGGACAAAAGCACUAAAAUUCAUGCUAACUAACCUGAAGUGGGGUCUUGCCUGGGUCUCAUCCCAAUUCUAUAACAAAUAACCAUGUCAAGGCAACUGUAAAGCAUCUGCAUUUUAUUGGAAAAACUCAAAUUAAGAAGUCUCUGAAUACUAACCAGUACAAAAUGUUUACAAUGCCAAAAAUUCACAAGACACUUUAUUUAAAAAAUAAAAAAAAAAAUGUUAUUGCAAGUAGUAUGUAGAAAAGCAAUAGGUAAAAUUAUAUAAUUGAGCUGAACUGAAUUUGAAAAAAAAUCAGCUACUGAAUAGACAUUAAACUGGCAUUUUGGAUGUUUAUAGAUAUGUAUAUAAGUUACUGUCAAAUUUCAAAAUGCCAGCGAGUUUGAUACUACUGUUACAGCUUAACAAAACAGGGGUUGGAAAAAUAAAAUGUUUCUAACAGGGACUGCUGUGGAAAAACGCAUGGAAGGUCUGUUUGGUCACUGAAGAAGUACAGCUUAAAAUAAAUAUUUUCUAAGUCA
Molecule: messenger RNA, 1885 nt
Organism: Tympanuchus pallidicinctus (lesser prairie-chicken)
Lineage: Eukaryota; Metazoa; Chordata; Aves; Galliformes; Phasianidae
Gene: BECN1
Product: beclin 1
Exons: 11
Coding region: 103-1446 (447 amino acids)
Biological process (GO): cellular response to nitrogen starvation; autophagy; autophagosome assembly
Cellular component (GO): phosphatidylinositol 3-kinase complex, class III, type I; phosphatidylinositol 3-kinase complex, class III, type II; phagophore assembly site
Source: RefSeq, a predicted model, not a curated record